This is a messenger RNA of Helobdella robusta, 2289 nucleotides long. RefSeq lists its product as hypothetical. Gene Ontology annotation, biological process: vesicle-mediated transport; cellular response to unfolded protein; protein refolding. The transcript is spliced from 5 exons. Lineage: Eukaryota; Metazoa; Annelida; Clitellata; Rhynchobdellida; Glossiphoniidae. The record is from RefSeq and is a predicted model, not a curated record. Bases 1 to 1878 code for a protein of 625 amino acids. Gene Ontology annotation, molecular function: ATP hydrolysis activity; ATP binding; misfolded protein binding. Gene Ontology annotation, cellular component: plasma membrane; cytosol; nucleus.
AUGCCCAAAAAGAAAUUGACAGCUGUUGGCAUCGAUCUUGGAACCACGUAUUCUUGUGUUGGAAUUUUUCAGAAUGGGAAAGUGGAAAUAAUUGCGAACGAUCAAGGAAACAGAACCACACCAAGCUACGUCGCUUUCACAGACGAUGAAAGAUUGAUAGGUGAUCCGGCUAAAAAUCAGGUUGCGAUAAAUCCAGGAAACACAGUUUUUGACGCAAAAAGGCUCAUUGGUAGAAAGUACGAUGAUCCUUCCGUUCAGUCAGAUAUCAAAUUGUGGCCGUUUAAAGUGAUUAACGACAAGGGAAAGCCGAAAAUUCUAGUGGAGUAUAAAGGAGAGAAAAAAUCUUUUUUCCCGGAAGAAAUUUCGUCAAUGGUUUUGAUAAAAAUGAAGGAGGUUGCUGAAUCAUUCAUUGGAAAGCAAGUGAACGAUGCAGUGAUAACGGUGCCAGCGUACUUCAACGAUUCGCAGCGACAAGCGACAAAAGACGCCGGCACGAUAGCUGGAUUGAACGUCCUUCGAAUUAUAAACGAACCAACUGCCGCUGCAAUAGCUUACGGGUUGGAUAAGAAAUCGGACAGAGAGAAAAAUGUUCUGAUCUUUGAUCUGGGAGGUGGAACUUUCGACGUUUCCAUCUUGACUUUAGUUGAGGGCAUAUUUGAGGUAAAAUCUACUUCGGGAGAUACCCAUCUAGGCGGAGAAGACUUUGACAGCAGAUUGGUUAAUCACUUUAUACAAGAAUUCAAACGAAAGAGCAAAAAAGACAUAAGUAAUAAUAAAAGAGCAAUAAGGCGACUGAGGACCGCUUGCGAGAAAGCGAAAAGAACGCUUUCCAGCUCAACCCAAGCCAGCAUUGAAAUUGAUUCUCUUUACGAUGGCGUCGAUUUUUACACUAACAUUUCAAGAGCUAGGUUCGAAGAAUUGAAUGCAGAUCUUUUCAAAAAAACUCUCGAACCUGUGGAAAAAGCUCUGAACGACGCGAAAAUGAGGAAAUCAGACAUCGAAGAAGUUGUUUUAGUUGGCGGCUCCACAAGAAUUCCUAAAAUUCAAAAAAUGCUGAGUGAAUUUUUUAAUGGGAAGGAACUGAAUAAAUCCAUCAACCCGGAUGAAGCUGUCGCAUAUGGAGCAGCUGUCCAGGCGGCAAUUCUGGCUGGGGACACGUCUGAGGGUGUUCAAGAUCUUCUCCUCAUCGAUGUGACCCCCCUAUCUCUGGGCAUCGAAACAGCUGGUGGGGUGAUGACGUCACUAGUGAAGAGAAACACCACCAUCCCUACCAAACAAACCCAAAUAUUCACCACCUACUCCAACAACCAAACAAGCGUCUUAAUCCAAGUCUUCGAAGGUGAACGAACCAUGACACGCGACAACAACCUGCUCGGAAAAUUUGAACUUUCUGGAAUCCCUCCAGCCCCGCGCGGAAUUCCCCAGAUAGAAGUCACUUUCGAUAUCGACUCCAACGGUAUAAUGCACGUGUCGGCCAUAGACAAGAGUACAGGCAAGCAAAACAACAUCACCAUCACAAACGAUAAAGGAAGGUUAACAAAGGAACAAAUAGAGAAGAUGGUACGCGAUGCAGAGAAGUACAAGGAUGAAGAUGAUCUGCAGCAAGAGAGGAUUGCCGCUAAAAAUACUCUCGAAAGUUACGCUUUCCAGAUGAAAGCCAGUCUGGAAGAUGAGAGGGUGAGUAAUAAGUUGUCCGAUUCUGAUAAAAAGAAGAUUGACCGGAAGUGCUCUGAAGUGCUGAGGUGGCUCGAAUCCAAUCAGUCUGCCAAGAAGGAGGAAUUCGAGAGCAUGCAAUCUGAACUUGAGACCAUAUGCAGACCCAUUAUGACCAAAUUGCACAAGGGAGAAGGCGGUCCGAAAAUUGAAGAAGUUGAUUGAUAGAGAGAAACAUAUUUCACAUUUUAAAAAUUUGAUUGAUAGAUAUAUAGAGAUGAAAUAGAUACACACACACACAUAUAUCAUAUAUAUCUAGAGUAGAUACAUAGAUAUAUUAUACAGAGAUGCCAGCCUAUUAUUAACAGAUGCACUUUGAAAUUCAAUGCUAACAAUUUUUAAACAUUUGAACAUCCGAAUUACAAAUUAAUCUGAUGCUACGAAUGAGAUACACAGAUAUAAAUAUAAAUAAAUAAGUAUAUAUAUAUACAUAUAUAUAUAUAUAUAUAGAAAUAUCCCAAAUUGAUAUGAACAAUAUCUUGGUAACAUCAUAUUAUCAUGAUAUCAUUAAAUUACCAUGAUUGCAUCUUGAAAAACAAUCCAAAAUAGCCAAAACUGGAGUAAAUGAUUUGCUUU